CACAGGUCAUGGUGAUCAGCACCUGCUCCGGAGUCAUUGGAACCUUCUUCCUGGUGGCUGCCAUCAUGAGGAUACGGAACUAUGUUAAACGAAAAAGAGAGGGCAGAGGGCAGAACAAUAACCAUCGCCCUCAGUUCCGGGGAUACAGCGGGGGUCUGCGUGACUCAAGCUCACCAAUACGAGGACAGAACACUAGGUCGGACUCCAUGAGUGGCUCAGUCAGCCCCGAUAGGCAGGUUAACAGCAUUGGGAACUCCAAAGAUUCAGUGCUGUUCAGCAGACAAAGUGGAGACAACUCCUGUGAGCCUCUACUGUCCAUCAUAAGCCACGGGGAUGACAAACCCAUGUUAGUUAUCACCUCUGCCUCUACCUCCAACUCCCCAUCCUCAUCAGGUCGAGGGUCACAAGAGGAGGUCUCUGCUAUCAGCAGGAAUCAAAAGGAUGGUGAUAUCAACAGAUGUGGAGAUGAUGAUGAUGAUGAGCGUGACGUGGAGAACAAGCCGUUACUAAGCAAUGUGAGUGGCCUUGAUGAAACCUCUGACCUGGAAGGUGUGGCCUUUCCGUAUCUAGACUCCUCCCCCAUUGUUCAGGAGGCCAGUCAGAAGCUGGAGAGUACUAGUGUUGAUGGUCUAGCUCCGGACACGUCGAUUCCGUCGGAUUUAGGGGACAUAGUAAUGUCAGACCAAGAGGCAGGCAUUGUGUCUGACAACGAAACAGCCGAAGAAAAUCUGGGUGCGAGGGGACUGGCUGGCUUGUCCCAGUCCGAUUCAAGCUUAUCUUCAAAUAACCCGUCAUAUCGCUAUGGUAACCAGGUAGAGUAUAUCAAUGAGUGUGGGAACGAGUACGAAUCUUACUUCCCGCCUCUCUCUGAUGAAGAUUUCCUCCAGGUCACAGAUACAGAUGACACAGCAUCCAGUCCUGCUGUGUUUUCAGAAAGGCAGCCAUUUAUUCCACAACUUGACAGCUUUGACAGCCUGUCAGGGAUCAGUUUCAACCCAAGUGACCUGAACUUUGACGUGGAGGAAAGGAAGAUGACUCCCAUUGAAGAGUUACCUCCCCCUCCACCGGAGCUCUUCAGGGGCUCCUCUUUAGAGGACGCUUCUCCGGUUGUCAAUGGAAACAAUAAUACUCCAUUGUUAGCUCAGCAUGCACCGCAUGAACCGGCAAGCAAUAACAGGGAAUCGACGAAUUUGCAGAGCACCCCUCCUAACAUGCUCAACCAGAACUGUGACGCAACUACGAAUGCUGAGGACGGAAAAGGGGACUCCAAGCAAUUCCCAGAUCUGGACACAGUAAAAAGUUGUGUAGACAGUGACGUAACGAGGACAGUAAACGACGGCUUAGGUGAUUCGUACAGUUGUGAUGUACAGUCAUUGCCUGUGAACUCGCAGCUGUCUUCUGACCAGACUUCCCUUUUGUGAUUCCGAACUUGUCUCAAAUGGAUACAGAUGUACAUAUAUAUUGAUUGGCCACUUGAAAAUGGCAGGUCACAAGUAAUGGUUUAGUCUGUGUUACAGUCUGUUACAUUUGUGCUUCAUGCAAACCAGUCUGACACAUGUAACAAAGUGAUCAGGAGCAACAGGAGUUAAAUUUCCUUCUGUGGCAAAUAUUGUGCAAAAAAAGUGCCUGCAGUUGAAGAAAUAAAACGAGAGUGUAUGUUGCCAAAAAGAUUCUUCCAUUUGUCAGUGGAAAUAUAUCUUGGCAUUAAAGGCAAUUUAAUUGUGUUUUCAUCCCAGUUGAUGAACUUGAUGGAAAAACAAAAACGAGAAUUGAAAAAGAGAUUUAAAUAAUGAAACAAAAACCAGAUACCUUUUCACCUUACAUGUCUAUAUUGAAGUGAAGUGUGUUUUCAGAUUGGUGACGCUAACUGCACAUGCAGAUGAUUUUUUCCAUGAAGAGAAGCUGCAUGCACUUAUAUAACUUGUGUGGACAAACUGAGUUCUGUUCAAAGAACAUUUUGUAUCCAGUAAGAAAUGGUUGUAUCUGUGUAGUUGUUUGAGACGUGAAUGCCACUAGUGUCUCUUUGGAUUUCCAGUUAACUCUCAGGAAAGCACCUAACAUUUACAUGUUGUCUGUCAUCAGUAGCAGAGUGGUCAUGGCCACAGCAUCAGUGUAUAUACAUGUAGGAUCAGAUUGGUGAGUGAGUGAGUGAGUGCUUGGGGUUUAACGUCGUACUUAACAAUUUUUCAGUCAUAAGACGACAAAGGAAUCAUUAGAGUGCAUGUAAUGUGCCUCCUUGUUGCAGGACGGAUUUUCACCGUUCUUUUAUCUAGUGCUGCUUCACUGAGGCUCCUCACUGAAGGCAAGUAAGCCGCCCCACCCAAGCCAUUAUACUGAUACGGGUCAACCAGCUGUUGCACUAUCCCCUUCAUGCUGAAUGCCAAGCGAGGAAGUUACAACUUCCUCUUUUAAGGUCUUGGGUGUGACUCGACCCAAGAUUGACCCUGUAUCUACCGCUCCCGAAAAGGGCGCUUUACCAACCGUGCUAUCAGGGGCGGGUGGAUCAGAUUGGGUAGGACAUUUGAUUCAUUAUAAAGGCUGCAGUGACAAGGGUUGUACCAGUAUGCAUGGCCUUACCGAUCAUUGUCAGCAAUACUAGCUGGUAUGCAAGGAAUCCAAAACCAAUUUUUCUCCACUUCUCAGACAUGGAGAAUGUAUGGAUCAGACCUCAGGCACGAGAUUUUCUUGAGUACCGGUUUGGUCUAAAACACCAGUCAAAUAAAUAAAUAAAUAAAUAAUG
Liolophura sinensis is the source of this 2740-nucleotide messenger RNA. RefSeq lists its product as uncharacterized. The record is from RefSeq and is a predicted model, not a curated record. NCBI's taxonomy places the organism in Eukaryota, Metazoa, Mollusca, Polyplacophora, Chitonida, Chitonidae. Bases 9 to 1421 code for a protein of 470 amino acids. The transcript is spliced from 4 exons.